CUCUGGUGGACCGAGCUCCUUGGGCCAUGGCCGCUGCUCAGCCCCGGCUUUCCGCGGGAGCGGCCAUGGUCCGGCGCCUGGCCCGGGGCUGCUGGUCUGCGUUCUGGGACUAUGAGACACCCAAAGUGAUCGUGGUGCGGAACCGGCGCCUGGGAUUCGUGCACCGCACGGUGCAGCUGCUCAUUCUGCUUUACUUCGUGUGGUACGUGUUCAUCGUGCAGAAAAGCUACCAGGACAGCGAGACCGGUCCGGAGAGCUCCAUCAUCACCAAAGUGAAGGGGAUCACCAUGUCGGAAAACAAAGUGUGGGACGUGGAGGAAUACGUAAAGCCCCCGGAGGGGGGCAGUGUGGUCAGCAUUAUCACCAGGAUCGAGGUCACCCCUUCCCAGACCCUGGGAAAAUGCCCAGAGAGCAUGAGGGUUCAGAGUUCCUCCUGCCAUUCGGAUGACGACUGCGUGGCCGGGCAGCUGGACAUGCAAGGCAACGGUCAGUGUCCACCAGGGACAGCGGGGGAAGAUGGGGUUAGCACUGACCUCAGCCGAUUGACCAGUGUCUGCCCCGCAGGGAUUCGGACAGGACACUGCGUACCCUAUUACCACGGGGACUCCAAGACCUGCGAGGUGUCAGCCUGGUGCCCCGUGGAGGAUGGAACUUCUGACAACCAUUUUCUGGGUAAAAUGGCCCCAAACUUCACCAUCCUCAUCAAGAACAGCAUCCACUACCCCAAGUUCAAGUUCUCCAAGGGCAACAUUGCAAGUCAGAAGAGAGACUACCUGAAGCACUGCACAUUUGAUCAGGACUCUGACCCCUACUGCCCCAUCUUCCGGCUGGGCUUCAUUGUGGAGCAGGCAGGGGAGAACUUCACAGAACUGGCACACAAGGGCGGUGUCAUUGGAGUCAUCAUCAACUGGAACUGUGACCUGGACUUGUCUGAGUCAGAAUGCAACCCCAAAUACUCUUUCCGGAGGCUUGACCCCAAGUAUGACCCUGCCUCCUCAGGCUACAACUUCAGGUUUGCCAAGUAUUACAAGAUUAAUGGCACCACCACCACUCGAACUCUCAUCAAAGCUUACGGGAUUCGAAUAGAUGUUAUCGUGCACGGACAGGCAGGGAAGUUCAGUCUCAUUCCCACCAUCAUCAACCUGGCGACGGCUCUGACCUCCAUCGGGGUGGGCUCCUUUCUCUGUGACUGGAUUCUGUUAACGUUCAUGAACAAAGACAAGCUCUACAGCCACAAGAAGUUCGACAAGGUGCGUACUCCACGGCGUCCCUCCAGUAGAUGGCCUGUGACCCUUGCCCUGGUCUUGGGCCAGGCCCCUCCCCCACGUAGUCCCUGCUCCCAGGAUCAGCCAGCUAGCCCUCCAUCAGGUGGAAGGCCAACUUUGGGAGAAGGGGCAGAGCUACCACUUGCUGACCAGCCUCCUCGGCCUUGCUCCAUCUCUGCUCUGACUGAGCAGGUGGUGGACACUCUUGACCAACAUAUGGGACAAAGGCCUCCUGUCCCUGAGCCUUCCCAACAGGACUCUACAUCCACGGACCCCAAAGGUUUGGCCCAACUCUGAUCUCAUCCUCACUAAGCUACAGACCUGGAUCUGGGAGGGCAGAGACAGCUUCGGCUGCUUUGGCAGCUCUAGGGAAGAUGUGUGCUCUUCAGUAACCAAGCAUGCCCAUGUGACUGGGAAACGAGACACCUGUGCAAGGGACAAGAGCCUUGCUCUAGCCUAGGCUCACACUCUUCCUCUCCCUAAGGCUUACGGGGAGAAGUGGGUCCCUGCCAUCUCCUUUCCUAGCUGACCUCCUUAUAGGACCCCUUAUCCUUCCCUGCCCCUCUUGUGCUCUCUUCUGGGAGCCAACAUCAGAGCUAAACUCUCCUUCCUUUAGAAGUCACAGCAUGCUGAGUCCAAUAAACCAGUGA
Acomys russatus (golden spiny mouse) is the source of this 1915-nucleotide messenger RNA. It is a transcript of the gene P2rx2, whose product is annotated as purinergic receptor P2X 2. Gene Ontology annotation, cellular component: plasma membrane; nuclear inner membrane. The record is from RefSeq and is a predicted model, not a curated record. Lineage: Eukaryota; Metazoa; Chordata; Mammalia; Rodentia; Muridae. Gene Ontology annotation, biological process: monoatomic cation transmembrane transport; response to ATP. The coding region runs from base 27 to 1562 and encodes 511 amino acids. Gene Ontology annotation, molecular function: ATP binding; purinergic nucleotide receptor activity; extracellularly ATP-gated monoatomic cation channel activity. The transcript has 10 exons.